Molecule: messenger RNA, 3437 nt
Organism: Ixodes scapularis (black-legged tick)
Lineage: Eukaryota; Metazoa; Arthropoda; Arachnida; Ixodida; Ixodidae
Product: protein HID1
Exons: 19
Coding region: 159-2675 (838 amino acids)
Cellular component (GO): Golgi medial cisterna; Golgi trans cisterna; membrane
Source: RefSeq, a predicted model, not a curated record
GGUCGGCUUCUCUCUGCUGGGUGCCGUGUGUAUCUUGUGGAAAUGUUUUCGUAACCAGCUCGGUUUUUCUAGCUGAAAUACUCGUUUUUGUUUCUCGCUCGGCGGAUCACGAGAUGCUCACAGCUGUCUAGCACUUGCGACGAUCACAGCCGGAAGCCAUGGGGAACGCAGACUCCAAGCUAAACUUCCGAAAGGCGGUCAUCCAACUCACCACGAAAACACAGCCGAUCGAUGCCAAGGACGAGGCGUUCUGGGAGCAGUUCUGGAGCGAGGGGGUGCAGGGGGCCCAGGAUGUGUUUGCACUGAUCCCUGCCGCCGAGAUCCGUUCCCUGCGAGAGGAGGCGCCCUCCAAUCUGGCCACCCUGUGCUACAAGGCCGUCGAGCGCCUGGUACGCGCCGCCGACUCGCUCUGCAACACCGCCGCGCAGCAACAGACCGUGCUGAACUGCGUGCGUCUGCUGACUCGUCUGCUGCCCUAUAUCUUCGAGGACUCUGAUUGGAGGGGAUUCUUCUGGUCCAGCCUGCCUGGACAAGGAGCCAAUCAGGAUGAACAGGACUCGCAGGCGGAAAAUCUAUCACUUGCACAGUCCCUCAUCACUGCUCUCUGCGAUUUGCUGUUCUGUCCGGAUUUCACCGUGUCUCCCUCAAGAAAGGCUGGUCCGGACAAACCCGAAGACCUGCAGUCGCUGGACAGCUGCGAGUACAUCUGGGCGUCCGGAGUGGGCUUUGCACACUCGCCACCGCACGUUCCCCAGCAGGACCAGAACCGUACUGAACUCCUCAAGCUUCUGCUUACCUGCUUCAGCCAGACCAUGUACCUGAGCUCCUCUGAGGCUCAUCAGCAACCAAACAAGUGGAUUCACUUCUUCACAUCAGCUGACAACAGGCACGCGCUGCCGCUGUUUACGUCGCUGCUCAACGUGGUGUGCGGCUACGACCCCGUGGGCUACGGCCUGCCCUUCAACCACCUGCUCUUCUCGGACGCCAGGGAGCCCCUGGUGGAAGUCUGCCUGCAGCUCCUCAUCGUCACCCUCGACCACGACUUCCGCUCGCAUGCGGGGACGGCAACGCAGGGCGGACUGGCCGCAGGGGACAGCCUUCAAGACGCCAAUAGCCUGGCCACGGAGAACCUGUUCAUCAACUACCUGUCGCGCAUCCACCGGGAGGAAGACUUUGGCUUCGUGCUGCGGGGCUUCACCCGGCUGCUGAACAACCCGUUGCUGCAGACCUACCUGCCCAACUCGGCCAAGAAGGUCCACUUUCACCAGGAGCUGCUGGUCUUCUUCUGGAAGCUCUGCGACUACAACAAGAAAUUUCUGUUCUACGUGUUGAAGAGCUCCGAGGUGCUGGACAUCCUGGUUCCCACGCUCUACCACCUGAACGAUGCCAGGGCCGAUCAAUCCCGCGUGGGCCUUGUGCACAUUGGAGUGUUCAUCCUGCUUCUCCUGAGCGGUGAGCGGAACUUCGGGGUCCGCCUCAACAAGCCGUACACCGCAAGCGUCCCCAUGGACAUCCCAGUCUUCACGGGCACACACGCCGACCUACUGGUCAUCGUGUUCCACAAGAUAGUGACUACCGGUCACCAGAGGUUACAGCCCUUGUUUGACUGCCUUCUCACCAUCAUCGUCAAUGUUUCACCAUAUCUGAAGACGCUUUCCAUGGUUGCCAGCACAAAACUUCUGCAUUUACUCGAGGCCUUCAGUACUCCCUGGUUCUUGUACUCGAACGCCACCAACCACCAUCUAGUGUUCUUCCUGCUGGAGAUCUUCAACAACAUCAUCCAGUACCAGUUUGACGGCAAUUCCAACCUUGUCUACACGGUGAUCCGCAAGCGCAACGUGUUCCACUCGCUGGCCAACCUUCCGACGGAUCAGAGCACGAUCCAGCGUUCGCUCAGCAAACGCAGCAAAACCCAGGAGGGGACGGGGUCCGGAGCCGGAGGGGCGGGGACGACGGUCGAAGAGCACCCUCCCCUACCCAGCGUGCCCUGCAGUCCCACCGGAGAAGAAGCCCCGCCCCUUCCAGAGCAGGCUCCGCCGACCGGCACAGAGGGCGGGCUCAGCGCCACCCUUAAUGCCAGCCUGGCUGCUACGCCCCGCAUCGACAAGAUGACAGAGAAGGAGCACGCCCACCCUCCUUCGCAGAGCCUGGAAGCUCUCUCACCGGAAGGGCAGCCACCCCAGCAGAGCAUCGCCGAGACGACGCGGAGAGGCAGCCCGUCUUCUUCCUCGGAGGGUUCGGACGGUGUCGAGGCAGCGUCGUCCGUCUCCGCUCGUCAGAAGCCGCCGCCCCUGCAGCAGCGCAGCAAGAGCGUCAGCAGCAGGGUCCCGUCCUCCGAGUGGCUCCCGACCAGCGACUGGGUGCAGGGCUGGAAGCAGAAGCUGCCCCUGCAGACCAUCAUGAGGCUGCUGCAGGUCCUGGUGCCUCAGGUGGAGAAGAUCUGCAUUGACAAGGGCCUGACGGACGAGAGCGAGAUCCUCAAGUUCCUGCAGCACGGCACCCUGGUGGGGCUGCUGCCGGUGCCUCACCCGAUCCUGAUCCGCAAGUACCAGGCCAACUCGGGCACCACCAUGUGGUUCCGCACUUACAUGUGGGGAGUCAUCUACCUCAGGAAUGUUGACCCUCCCAUUUGGUACGAUACAGAAGUUCGUCUCUUCGAAAUUCAACGACUCUAGUCUCUUCAUUUUGUGUCCUGGAUGCUUUUGCGACGUCGCGUCCAUUUCUAUUUUAUCAACAAAUCUGCAGGCCUGGCCGUGAUGCCUUUGUUCUCCCUAAAGGCCUUUUCACACAUGGUGCUGAAGAAAUGCAAAGUCAGCACUGCAUAAGUGCUUAGAUCAUGUUGCGUUGUGUGUGUAUGCUGAAAAAAGCAGUCGCAUGUAGCGGAGCACUAAUACAGUGCUCACAUAGCAUGAAUUGAGCUCUCUGUUUAGUGCCCCGAUGUAUGUGUGAACAGGCCUUACUGCACCUCAAAACUGUACCAUGUUUUUUUUUUUAUAAGAGUCUGUAAAGCCUUGAGCCACUAAGCACUGUACAAACUGAGGAUGCACUUUACAAAGGCUUUUUUCGUUGUUUGGUUUAUAGUCUUACAUUCACGGAAAUGUAAUUGCUUUGGCCAACGGCUGUUGCGCUUGCUUCAAAUUGACCAUAGAAAUGUCUAUUCAACUAUAAUUUUGUUUCAUUAGCUACCAAAAGGUCUGCAAAAACCAAAGUAAUUCAUGUGAAUUUAAAUCAUGAGCUAUUCUUUCUAUAUUUUAUUGUUUGUUUUUUGUUUUUUUUUCUAAUUUGGGGAGUAGGCCGAUGAGAUAAACAGUGUUUUCUAAUUCGGAAUUCAGAGAACUUGUUUUUGUAAGUUUUUGUUUUUCGAAUUUGUCAACCUGAAAAACUGGGAAUGGUCCAUUUAUGAGCAUUCAAAAAUCUGAAAUAAUUGCCACAACAAC